Molecule: messenger RNA, 3255 nt
Organism: Scophthalmus maximus (turbot)
Lineage: Eukaryota; Metazoa; Chordata; Actinopteri; Pleuronectiformes; Scophthalmidae
Gene: pdlim5b
Product: PDZ and LIM domain 5b
Exons: 13
Coding region: 159-2009 (616 amino acids)
Biological process (GO): heart development; actin cytoskeleton organization; muscle structure development
Cellular component (GO): filamentous actin; Z disc; adherens junction
Molecular function (GO): muscle alpha-actinin binding; actin binding
Source: RefSeq, a predicted model, not a curated record
UACACACGGGGCUGGCUUAUAUGCGGAAGUUUCAAUUCCGCUCCCUCCACUUCACUUCGACACUGACAACCGACGGACCCGAGCCACGCUCCUCUCUCUCUCUCUCUCUCUCCGCCUCUCUCCGUACACCAGCCCCGGGUCCACACGCGAGGUGAAUCAUGAGCAGCAGCUACAGUGUCUCCCUGGCUGGCCCUGCCCCCUGGGGCUUCAGACUGCAAGGUGGGAAGGACUUCUGUCUGCCCCUCACCAUCUCUCGGCUGACUGAUGGAGGCAAGGCGGUCCGAGCCAAGAUGAGUGUCGGAGACCUCAUCCUUUCCAUCAAUGGCAUUUCCACCGACAGCAUGACUCACCUAGAGGCCCAGAACAAGAUUAAGGCCUGUACAGACAACCUCAGCCUCAUUCUACAAAGACCCUCCAGUGCCCCUAAAGAGGGAGUGCCUAAGGACGAGCCUCAGGAAAUCAUAAAGCCUGUCCCAAUCACUCACCCCGCCCCGAGCACCGCAUACACCAAGCCUCCGAGUCAGUCCAGUCCUGCGUACAACAAGACAGCUCGGCCGUUCGGCGGGGCCGGCGGUGUGCUUGCAGCUUCCUCCCCAGCCGCCCCCAGGGUGGCCUCCAUUCCCUCCGAAUCCUCCGCUUUUACGCCAGCUGCCCCUUCUCAGCCACCGCAGCCUCCAUUUCUGCUGAAGUCCAGCCACCCUGCUCCAAACUCGACUCCGGCCAACUCAGUUCCCAGGCCCGGCCCUGCUCGCUCAACCUUCACCUCCCCAUCUGCCUCUUCCUGCUCAUCUAACUCCUCCUCCCCAGCCAGAGUGACAGCCCCCUCCUCCCAACCCACUGCCCCACAGCCCUCCGUCUAUAACACACCUUUCAACCUCUACUCUAAUGCCAACGCUUGUGAGGUGGCGAUGGGACAGAGGCGAGGUCUUUUGGAGAGCCAGGGCCUGUCAGAGAACUUCAACGGGAAACCUGUCGUAGAGGUUGAGGAUCAUGCGUCCCCGCUGAGCGAUUCCAGCAAGAAGCGUCUGAUGGAGGACACGGAGGACUGGCACCCGCGGACCGGCACCUCCCAGUCCCGCUCCUUCCGUAUCCUGGCCCAGCUCACUGGCACUGAGAACGAGCAAGCUCCAGAGAACAAUGGAAAGAAUGAGGCGGUUGACAAAGCCGCUCCCGCUGUGCACACGUCGCCUGCACCAAAGACAUAUUCCAAAUCUGCAGGAGCACCCAGGAAUGGCAACGGCGUACCCACUUCCGCAUUCAAGAGCCCUGCAGCCCAGAACAGGCCGUCGUACCAGCCUGGGGGUUCACCAGCUGGUUUAGGUUUUCCAAAGGGCGGAGCAGCUCCUUCGUUUGGCAAAGUCACCAGUCCUGCUCCCAGAGGUCCCGACCGCCCCACCCCACAGCCCCACCCGGAGGACCUCAACUCUCUGGUGCAGCGGGCCGAGCACAUCCCAGCCGGUAUGCGCACCCCGAUGUGCGGCAAGUGCAACACUGUCAUAAGAGGCCCGUUCCUUGUGGCCAUGGGCAUGUCGUGGCACCCCGAGGAGUUCAACUGCGCUCACUGCCACUCGUCCCUGGCAGACCGGGGAUUUGUGGAAGAGAGGGGCCAGGUGUACUGCGAGUGCUGCUACGAGCAGUUCUUCGCCCCCACCUGCUCCCGCUGCAACCAGAAGAUUCUGGGGGAGGUCAUGAAUGCCCUGAAGCAGACCUGGCAUGUGUCUUGUUUCGUCUGCACCGCCUGCCAACAGCCAAUCAGGGGCAACACGUUUCACAUGGAGGAUGGACAGCCAUACUGCGAACAAGACUUCUAUAACCUGUUUGGGACCAACUGCCACGGCUGCGACUUCCCCAUCGAGGCGGGCGACAAGUUCCUGGAGGCCCUGGGAUUCACCUGGCACGACACCUGCUUCGUGUGCACAGUCUGCUCCGCCAGUCUGGAGGGUCAGGGAUUUUUCUCCAAAAAAGACAAGCCCCUGUGCAAGAAACAUGCCCAUACUGUCAACCUCUGAUUGACCUCCGGGAAAAAUGAGCAGGGCAGCGGUGUCACUUUACACAAAUCUAUAUCACAGUCAGAUGUUGAAUAUUUUCAGAAUGAAAACUUAUCUGAUUUAUCGGUGUGUAUUCUGCUAGGAUAAGUUUGGAUCAGAGGUUUUUCCCCUGUAAGCUUUAUUUUUUACUCUGGUAUUGUUUUAAUUUCACUUAAGUCUGUCAGGGUGGCUAUGCAGGUGUACAAUUAAAUACGCUCUUUGCCCUUAAUGCCAGUUCUAUGUUUCUGUGCAAGUGGAUUUUUAUCACACGUGUUUUUGCUGGGCUUUUUAUUUGAGCGGGGUGAAUGUGUUGCGCUCUCGAUGGGCAUUUCCUGUUUAACACAGGAUAUGAUACAUGUAGUUUACUGCAAUGACCUACUGAGCCCCUCACCGUCAUGUAUUUGAGAAGCUUUCGACGUGUACAGCUCUGCCGCGUGUCCGUGAAGCAGGUGCAAGAUUUAGAAGUGAGUUUUUAUUUAAGGAAAAAAAAUAUAUAUUUAUUUGAAAGCAUGGGCCUCUCGGUCAAUGUGUUGUAGCAACACAAAGACUUCGGGGCAUCAAGCCCUCAGAAUAAGAAGAAGAAAUGGUAAAUUUCUUAUUGGGCUAUUAUUGUUUUAAAUUCAUUUGAUAUUUAAUCAUUCCCAGUAAAUGAAAGAACAAAUUGGUAAUGUGAAUAAAUAAGACUCUGCAUAGAUCCUGCUUUAUGGUUAAUGCAUGAAAAUGAUGAGGAUAAAAUUCAGCCCUGAAGUAUUUUGAAAGGGCAAAGUAACGGUGUAACAGAUCAAGUAGUGAAGUCAUCUUGUUUAUGUUCAUUUUCAAAUGCCAAAAAAUGCAUGAGCAACAUGGUUAAUGAAGUGAUUAACUGCAUGAAAAUGCAAUUCAUUUUAAUUCUCUGUUGACCUGAUUCUGAAAAAUCACAUUGAGGAACAAAGCCCUCAUCUUUUGGCAGCGUGUCUGCCAUAUUCCACCCGUCAGGACCUUGUGGUGUCAUAUUUGCUCUCGCUGAUUAUGUUUUUAUGAUGUUUGGGUAGAAUUCAGUCAAUCAACAUGAAACAAUUUUUAUUUAUUCCUGCAGAAGCUUUCCAUUUGUCUUAGAGAUAAUUUCUAUGUAUAGAAAGAACAAAAACAGUUUGUGUAAUGGAUAUUUUGUCAUUGUGCACAAAUCAGCACUUCUCCUCUCACUUUCAUUUCAAAUAAAAGUGUUCAACAAUGAACAGCGCAAAUCAAA